Zingiber officinale is the source of this 1943-nucleotide messenger RNA. Its product is annotated as aspartic proteinase nepenthesin-1-like. Bases 528 to 1862 code for a protein of 444 amino acids. Gene Ontology annotation, molecular function: aspartic-type endopeptidase activity. NCBI's taxonomy places the organism in Eukaryota, Viridiplantae, Streptophyta, Magnoliopsida, Zingiberales, Zingiberaceae. The record is from RefSeq and is a predicted model, not a curated record. Gene Ontology annotation, cellular component: extracellular region. Gene Ontology annotation, biological process: proteolysis. The transcript is spliced from 2 exons.
AAAUUAAACAAGUGAGCUGAUAAUGUUGAUGGAUAACCAAACCUCCACCAAAAGCCAGAAGACCUUCCGUGAGCGUAUAUUGGCAUGACUUACUUGCACUGUAAAGCAGCACAUAUUCUCUUGAUCAUCUGCAAUGAGCUUACCAUUCAAGUUGCUCACCUACCCUUUAGUCUAUUCUCAUCGACUCAUCAUCUUUUUUGAUGAUCUGUUAUCCACUAUGUAUAUAUUGCGUGUUAACUACAAACUGUAAACAGUCCACUCAACUCAAGAUAGUGAAGAAACAGAUAUCUUACCUAUCUAAACCUAAAAGUGAACAGAAAAAUAUUGAGAAUGACACCUUGCUGGCACCAAUAAACUGUGAAUCAAGUCGCAAAACAUGCAAUAUUGUUUAUUGUUUGCUCUUCAGACUCCAUAUAAUCUUGCUUAUAAUUAGUCUUCUUGCUCUUUAUACAAUUUCAGCAAAUUAAUUCUACUUAUAGAAGCUGUAAAUCUUCGCUUUCUGUGUGCUUUAAUUUGGAUUCUACGAAAUGGGAAUGGGAGCGGUCCAGGUGUUCUUCUUACUUCAGUUAUGGGCGUUAAUUGACAUGGCUCUUUGUUCGUCGCUGAGCGGCCUCCGAGUGGAGCUCACUCACGUCGACUCCAAUGGAAAUUUCUCCAAGUUCGAGCUUCUACAACGAGCCGCGCUCCGCAGCAGUCACCGGGUCGCGAGGUUGACCUCCGCCGACGGCGGCAGCGGCGCGGUGGUGAAAGCCACCGAUGCCGGAAGUGGCCAAGUGCAGGCGUCUGUCCACGCCGGCAGCGGCGAGUUCCUCAUGGACCUCGCCAUCGGCACGCCCAGCCUCGCCUACUCCGCCAUCCUCGACACCGGCAGCGACCUCAUUUGGACGCAGUGCAAGCCCUGCGUAAGGUGCUUCUCGCAGCCCUCCGCCGUCUUUGACCCCUCGAUCUCCUCCACCUACAAGAAGCUCCCCUGCACCGGCGAACUCUGUCACGCCCUGCCCACCUCCCGCUGCGCCGCCGCCUUCGACUGCAAGUACCUGUACACCUAUGGCGACUCCUCGUCGACGCAAGGCGUGCUCGCCAGCGAGACGUUUGAGUUAGGAAGCGACGCGAAGCCGACGGCAGUGCCCGGCGUCGCCUUCGGAUGCGGCGACACCAAUGUGGGGAACGGCUUCUCGCAGGGCGCCGGCAUCGUGGGGCUCGGCCGCGGGCCGCUCUCGUUGAUAUCUCAGCUGGGAUUGGGCAAGUUCUCCUAUUGCCUCACCUCCUUGGACCAAUCCAAGAAGAGUCCUCUGUUAUUUGGCUCCCUAGCUGAUCUCAGCGCCAGCGAAGGGACGGCGGCCGUGCAAUCGAUCCCGUUGCUGAAGAACCCGCAACAGCCGUCCUUCUACUACCUCCCCCUCAAAGGUAUCACUGUCGGCGGGACUCGCCUCCAGAUCCCGAGCUCCGCCUUCGUACUCCAGCAAGACGGGACCGGCGGCGUGAUCAUCGACUCCGGCACCUCCAUCACUUACUUGGAAGCGGCGGCGUAUCGGCAGGUGAAGAGGGCCUUCCUGAACCAGGUGCAGCUGCGGGCGGCCGACGGCUCCGACGUGGGACUCGACGUCUGUUUCUCGCUGCCAGCGGGGGCGUCGUCGGUGACCGUGCCGAAGCUGACGUUCAAUUUCGACGGCGCGGAUCUGGAUUUGCCGGCGGAGAACUACCUGAUCGCGGACUCCAGCACGGGGUUGCUGUGCUUGACCAUCAUGGGAUCGAGGGGCUUGUCGAUCAUCGGCAACUUCCAGCAACAGAACCUGCACAUUCUCUACGAUUUGAAGCAGGAGAUCCUCUCAUUCGUCCCUACGCAGUGUGAUAAGCUCUGAUUGGCUUAAUUGAUUUUAUAGAAUAUGGGGAAUUAUUGCACAUUAUCUCUGUUCUAUAAUAUAAUUGUUCGUUUUCGUCGA